UUAAGGUUGACAAUGUCUCUAAUUUUCCCUCUCCUCUGUAAGAUCACAUAAAGGGGGAACCAUUAAGACUCAGUUCUGCUGGGUUAAUUCAACCCAGAACCGUCAUGAACACCUCUGUAAUGAACUCCAGUCUACCACCCAACCUCCCGUCUUCUGGCUCCGGUCUCCCGCCCUGGUACCAGUAUGACGAGUGCAAAGACGAGCCCGGUGGGUUUGCGUUCUACUACCUCGUCAAAGUCGUUAACCUGGUGGUGGGCUUUCCUGCCAACAUCAUGGUGAUGUGGCAGGUGGCCAGGAAGAAGAGCGACUCCUCUACCUCUGAUAUCUUCAUCUUCAACCUGGCCAUCUCCGAUGCCUACUUCUGCCUGAUGACUAUCAUCUUUCUGGUGAACCGACUAUUACUCAAUGACAAGAUGAUGUGGUACUUCCAGCUCUUUGCCUACGGAAUCAAGGACAGUACCCCGCUCUUCCUCACCUGCAUUUGCCUGGACCGCUACAUGGCUGUCGUCCACCCCAUCGUGUUCACCGGCAUCAGGGACAACAAGAUCAGAGUGGCUUUAUCCAUACUAGUGUGGGGGCUAAUGCUGGCCUACGCCCUCAGCAAGUCAGUUGUGGGGGAGGACAGCACGAUCAACGCCUUCACCGGGCUGAUCCUGUCCGCCUUCAUCAUCAUGAUCUUCUGCAACAUCUCUGUCAUCUGGAAUCUGAGGAAGUCGGUCAUGGGCAAAGAGAAAAUGCACCCUAUGAAGAAGAAAGCCUUCAGAACAGUGGUCAUCACCCUGGCCAUCAUAGUUUUUAACUACCUGCCCCCAGUGGCUCUUUUUCCCUUUGCAGCAUACUACAGCUUUGUGGAAUUCAAGUGUUACAUCAGCAUGAUUUCCUACUCCAUCAUGGACCUGAGCUCCAGCAUCGAACCCCUGCUGUACAUGUCCAAGAUGGAACGGCUCACCAAACUCCCCUGCAGCUGCUGCCAAAGGUCUUCUGAAGAGUCACACAACGUAACCACAUGAGCUGCAUCUAUUUGGUUUGUAUGUAUGCAUCUGAAUGGAGCCUUCCAAUUAUUAACAGUGAGUUCAUUAACCAAAAAAUAACAUUCGAAUGAUGGGCACAUUUUUUGGAAAAAACCUUUGAAAGAAAAUAUCAAAAAUUUAGAUUGUUUGAAAAUUAAUAUGCGUUAUUUAUUUAUUCAAAAUUAACAAAUCGAAAACACUUUGAAUGUGAAUGGUAGACAAAAAUCGGCGUUUAAUUUCACCAUGCUGCCACGGUAGUUUUGCUAAAUGAAAUAGCCUACAGCAGCUUGUCAGGAGGUUCGCUUUUCACCAAAACAAUCUGUGUUUAACGAUUGUUAACUGCCGUGCGCGAUGCUAAAAUAUCGCAAGCAAACUGCGUAAUUAAAUUCUUUUAGUAGAUAAAAAUGAUAAUGCACAUCCAAACACAGUGGCAGACAUAUAAAUUAACUUAAGUGAAACUCUUCGCAACGUACUGUAUUUAAAUCUGAAAUUGAUAAAACGUAUUGGAAUGCAUUAAAGAGCUGCACGUCGACCUAUAUUAUAGGACUGUAUUUUUGUUUAGAUUGCUGUCUGAUUCAUAUUAUUAUUUUGCACCUAUUAAGAUAAAGUAAAAUAUUUACCAAUUUUCAGUUGCUAAUCACUCUGGGCCCUUUUAGAUAAGCUACCUCUUUCCCAACUGUUUUGUAAGUGGUUAUCUAAAUAUUCUGCAUUAGAAUAUUUUACAUUAGGCUACUUGGUUAAAAGCUGGUCAAAAUGUAUAUGUUUAUUUAUGUGUAAACUGCGCGUUAUUUUGUUGGAAAAAAAGAUUAAUCAGAUUGUUGGAUUGUUGUGAAUUCCGUUAGGCCAUUGUUAGGCCAUUUUGUUAAAAUUACUUAUUACCAUGCCCAAAAUAUUCACAUUUUCAUAUAUGUUUAAAAUAAAAGACGUUUUAGAAAUACAUGUUUACUGACUGGUUUUUAAGUCAUUGAAAUAUGUUUAAGGCUUCCAAGCUAUUUCAAUAAUUAUCGAGAUAAUGUCGUAGGCUAUAUCAAAAUACUGGCCAUGUUAAUGGUACUGUGAAAUUUCUCGGCACAUGACGUGCCGAACCGAACUGUAACAUCUAUGUAACGUAGCGAUCACUACA
Anguilla rostrata (American eel) is the source of this 2133-nucleotide messenger RNA. Its product is annotated as proteinase-activated receptor 3-like. The record is from RefSeq and is a predicted model, not a curated record. Gene Ontology annotation, cellular component: plasma membrane. Gene Ontology annotation, molecular function: G protein-coupled receptor activity. Bases 105 to 1010 code for a protein of 301 amino acids. Gene Ontology annotation, biological process: phospholipase C-activating G protein-coupled receptor signaling pathway; positive regulation of Rho protein signal transduction. The transcript has a single exon. Lineage: Eukaryota; Metazoa; Chordata; Actinopteri; Anguilliformes; Anguillidae.